GUGACAGCGAGACAAACCCUGGACUGCUCCAUUGACAGACUGGGAUCUGCUGGCUGCUGGCUAACACAACACAAAGUAAUCGCCCUACACUAUGUAUCACCUGAAGGUGCCUGUGCUUCUUCUCAUGCUGCUUGUGUUGCUGCGCUGUGUCACCGCUGCCCCAAGCAACAGGUACUUCAGUCCCAGCUCAUCCAGCGAGCAGGAAAGUGCUCUCCUAGACAGCGAGGGCUGGUUAGCACCCGGGCUAGUCUCUAACCCAUUCCUCAACCUCAUGGGUACACGGCUGCAACGGGGGCUCACACCCAUGAACAGCCACAACAUACAGAAGAGAAAGUGCAACACAGCCACCUGUGUCACCCAAAGGCUAGCAGACUUCUUGGUCCGCUCCAGUAACACUAUUGGUACUGUCUACGCACCGACCAACGUGGGAUCUGCCACCUACGGCAAGAGGGACCUACUGCAGCCUCCCAGCUAUCUGCCUCUCUAGUACCGACUGUGGCAACUCCACCAGCACUCCCAGUGCUCUGAUGAUAUAACCAGUCAUCUUAUGUAACAAUGAUUGUGAGAAUGACGUUAAUAAUGACGACAAUGAUGGGGAUGAUUAAGAAAAGAGUCUUCUUGUUCAUUUUAAGAAACAGUGCCUUUAAUUUAAACCAUCAAACUCAGUGUAUGUUUUUCUGGAUCUGUGUGUGCUGUGGCUCUGUUAAUAAUGUUCCACAAUGUCAUGAUGUGAAUAUAGAAAUACAUAAAAGUAAUUAAUCAAACAAUAAAUAAAUAAAAGAAAAACAGAUGUACAGCCAUAUGAAAUAAAUGUUAUCAUCUGUUGCUUUGAUAAUAAAAUUGUAAAGAAAAAAUAUCCAUGUUUUAAGCCACGUUAUUGCAUAUCAUGACAGCUGC
Molecule: messenger RNA, 897 nt
Organism: Seriola aureovittata
Lineage: Eukaryota; Metazoa; Chordata; Actinopteri; Carangiformes; Carangidae
Product: calcitonin gene-related peptide 2
Exons: 4
Coding region: 92-487 (131 amino acids)
Cellular component (GO): extracellular region
Molecular function (GO): hormone activity
Source: RefSeq, a predicted model, not a curated record